AUGGAAUCCAGGAUGUGGUCUACACUGUUGAUGUCCCACCUCCUCCCACUCUGGUCACUGCUCCUGCUGCCCUUCCCACCUCCAGCCCAGGGCUCAUCUACCUCUUCACCUCGUACCCCUUCAGCUCCUGCCCGUCCCCCAUGUGCCCGGGGGGGUCCCUCAGCUCCUCGACAUGUGUGUGUGUGGGAACGAGCACCUCCCCCAAGCCGGUCCCCCCGUGUCUCACGUUCAAGGCGUCAAGUACCACCAGAUACUGCACCCCCUGCCACUCCAUCUAGCUUUGAGGAGGGGCCACCUUCAUCCCAGUACCCCUGGGCCAUUGUGUGGGGCCCCACAGUGUCCCGAGAGGAUGGGGGGGAUCCCAAUUCUGCUAACCCCGGAUUUCUGCCAUUGGACUACUUCGCAGUUCCCCACGGUCUGGCUACCCCACAUCCCAACUCGGACUCCCUGAGACGUGGAGAUGGGGAUGGCAUCAUCCUUGGGGGAGCUCCUGCCACCCUUCGUCCAUUUCUGUUUGGUGGCCGUGGGGAAGGUGUGGAUCCCCAGCUGUAUGUCACCAUCACUAUUUCUAUCAUCAUUGUCCUAGUAGCCACUGGCAUAAUCUUCAAAUUCUGCUGGGACCGUAGCCAGAAGCGACGAAGGCCUUCGGGGCAGCAGGGUGCCCUACGGCAAGAGGAGAGUCAGCAGCCCCUCACUGACCUGUCCCCGGCAGGAGUCACUGUGCUGGGGUCCUUCGGGGACUCCCUCACACCUACCCCCGAUCGGGAGGAGCCCCACGGGGGACUCCGGCCUGUGCCCCCCCAGCCCAAGGGGGCCCCUGCUUUCCAGUUGAACCGGAUUCCCCUGGUGAAUCUGUGA
Messenger RNA from Gracilinanus agilis (Agile Gracile Mouse Opossum), 858 nucleotides. RefSeq names its product PILR alpha associated neural protein (gene PIANP). The coding region runs from base 1 to 858 and encodes 285 amino acids. Gene Ontology annotation, biological process: regulation of immune response. The record is from RefSeq and is a predicted model, not a curated record. NCBI's taxonomy places the organism in Eukaryota, Metazoa, Chordata, Mammalia, Didelphimorphia, Didelphidae. Gene Ontology annotation, cellular component: membrane. The transcript has 5 exons.